This is a messenger RNA of Ordospora pajunii, 351 nucleotides long. RefSeq lists its product as uncharacterized. Bases 1 to 351 code for a protein of 116 amino acids. NCBI's taxonomy places the organism in Eukaryota, Fungi, Microsporidia, Ordosporidae. The transcript has a single exon. The record is from RefSeq and is a predicted model, not a curated record.
AUGCACACUGAAGACUGCCAUGUAGGAAUUGCAGGCACGGCUGAUGAACUGCCUGAGCACGGCGAUGGAGGCUUCGAGAGGCUGUUGCCUGUUGAGUUUUACAUGAAUUUGCGAAUGCGAGAUGACAGGGGAGCGGAAUCAUGGAGCAGUGCGUUUAUGCAGGGAGAAAAGCGUGUUAGUGGAGAGCAGCCUGGAUGCACUGCAAGCUUUUUGAGGAUGCUGAGUGAAAUUGAGGAAGGGAGUCUUGGAUUGGAGAAUGAAGUUUGCAGGUUACUAGAUAGGGAGAAGAGGAUAGAGCAGGAGAAUGAGAUUUUAAGAGCAUUUCUGCAUGAGGCAGUUGAGAAGCUGUAG